Molecule: messenger RNA, 823 nt
Organism: Andrographis paniculata
Lineage: Eukaryota; Viridiplantae; Streptophyta; Magnoliopsida; Lamiales; Acanthaceae
Product: LOB domain-containing protein 29-like
Exons: 2
Coding region: 103-744 (213 amino acids)
Biological process (GO): positive regulation of DNA-templated transcription; hormone-mediated signaling pathway
Cellular component (GO): nucleus
Source: RefSeq, a predicted model, not a curated record
UCACAAAAAAUUUGAUCCCAAUUGAAAAGAAGAGAAAAAAAACAAUUUCUUGUCAUCAUCAUCAUCAUCAAGAUUAUUGAUCAUCAUCUUGAAUUCAAGAACAUGACAGGCUCUGGAUCCCCUUGUGGUGCCUGCAAAUUCUUGAGAAGAAAAUGUGUCAAAGGGUGUGUUUUUGCACCAUAUUUCUGCCAUGAACAAGGAGCUACACAUUUUGCAGCUAUUCAUAAGGUUUUUGGGGCCAGCAAUGUGUCGAAACUUCUUGCUCAUUUGCCCGUUAGCGAUCGAUGUGAGGCCGCCGUUACGAUCUCCUACGAAGCUCAGGCAAGGCUGCAAGAUCCCAUCUAUGGCUGUGUUUCUCAUAUCUUUGCUCUCCAGCAGCAGGUUGUGAACUUGCAGGCUCAAUUAGCUUCACUGAAGGAAUUGCAGGCCUCUCAGAGCAUCAUGAAUUCUUCGGGAAACCCUAAUAAUGGCGAUCAGAAAUUGUUUCAUCAAGAUCAUGUAGAGUUAUCUUUCCAGGGGGGGAUGAUGAUGCCCCAAUUCGAUUCUUCGAGCUAUGGCUUCAAUGGCAGCUUGGAAGAUGUGGCCUACUGCGCCAUGAAUAAUUAUCCUCCUGUGAAGUAUGAGAAUUCUUACUGCGAGAACACGAGCUUCGAUUCGAUGUCGAUUAAUGAGAGGCAAUGGCCAUUUCAGGAUGAUGCCGAUGAGCUGCAGUCUGCUGCCUUCAGAUACUUUCACCAUUCCUGAUUAUGGAAAUUAGGGCUAGUUUGGGUAGAAUUAUACAUUCAUAUAAUUAAUUAAUUCAUACGCCAUGGAUGAAGAUUAU